AUGCCACGCGCUAGACGCCUCGAUGUCACCAAAAUUUGGCAACCCAAUACCGCUGAGGUUCUGAGCGGAGAAAUCCAGUCCCGUUACACGACCCGAGCCGAUGGAGAAGUGAGUAGCCCAUGGUCCUCACUGAAAACCUCAGUCUAUGGGGCAGCCGAGCAAAUUAUUGGAUGCACCCAGCGGCGCCACAUUGAUUGGAUCAGCGGACUGACCCUGCAGUUGUCUACUAAGACAGCCGGAGCUAGGGGCCAAGGUUCCAGUCUGUGCGCGACUCCAGGACGCGACCAAACCAGGCCGGAUUUUUACGCUGGGUGUGGAUGUGUGGAUCAGAUAUUCAUACUGAGGCGGAUCCCUGAAUUCCGCCAUAGCUACCAACAACCAACGGGAAUCUGCUUUGUUGACUUUGCCGCCGCGUUCGUCUCCGUCCAUCAUGACUCCCUAUGGCGGAUAAUGGCCUUUGAUGGUGUACCAGCAAAAAUAAUCGCCAUGAUCAAGGCAUAUUACCGUGACACCACUGCGCGGGUUCUUGUCAAUAAUAACCUUUCAGAACCCUUCACUAUUCGAUCUAGCGUUCGUAAAGGCUAUGUCCUGUCACCAAUUACCUCUAACUACGUCAUUGACUGGGUUCUCGGGAAGACCCUACAGGGAAAUUAUGGUUUUAAGUUUGCACCCAGGAGCCAGUUGCCUAACCUCGACUAUGCCGAUGAUAUUGCUUUACUAGUAUCAAUCUUUGGCGAUCUACAGUCUAUGCUGUCACGGCUGAAUGAGAUCGCGAAAUCGGUCGGUAUGCCUAUAAACGCUGGGAAGAUCAAAGUGUUUCCAUGCUGCAUCCCUGCCCAAGAGAAGGUACCCCUCGACAUUAGUAACUAUCGAUUUGAAGAUGUAGACAAUUUCAAAUAG
Messenger RNA from Dibothriocephalus latus, 900 nucleotides. NCBI's taxonomy places the organism in Eukaryota, Metazoa, Platyhelminthes, Cestoda, Diphyllobothriidea, Diphyllobothriidae. The record is from the annotation of a GenBank genome assembly.